Apis cerana (Asiatic honeybee) is the source of this 956-nucleotide messenger RNA. RefSeq lists its product as uncharacterized. Lineage: Eukaryota; Metazoa; Arthropoda; Insecta; Hymenoptera; Apidae. The record is from RefSeq and is a predicted model, not a curated record.
AUGAAUCUCAAGAACAGUUUGUUUUCUAUGCUAUUCAGUUUAUGUUUCUUCGAGAUGGAUACCGGUACGUGUGUUAUUUCACAAUCUACAAGUGCACAACGAAAGUUUUACCAAUGGGUACUCAAAUGGAUAAACGGACUACAUGCACAUAUUGAUGAAGAAAUGCGCGAUAUUCGACAUUCUACGAAACUGGAUGUAUCAGUAUUAGCUACCUUUUUACAAGCGAUCGGAUUUAAAUUGCUUUCAUUUGAAAAGUAUAAUGAUCCACUUAUCUUUAAAAAAAAUGAAAAUAAUAUGAAAAUAGAACCUGAACAAGGAAUUCUUAAAAUUGCAAUCGAAUGUAAUAUAUCAAACAUGAAAGCAGUGUUAGAAUUAGGAGGAAUUACAUGUCAAUGUCCUAAUUCUGAUCAUAUUAAGGAUGCAUCUUUUUGGACAAUUAGUGGUACCGAACCUACUGGAAGUAUCGAUAAUAUUGCACAAAAAGUGGAAGAAACUGGUAGUAAUCUAUUACCUCGUUUAUCAAAAGACGUUACACGAGUUUUGCGUGAUGUAUCAUAUAAAUUAUUUGAUACAAUCGUAUACGAGCCAGAUGUUAAUCGUAAUACAGAUAUAAAUUUAAAUAAUUCACGCACAAGUAAUAUAUUUUGCGAACGAAGAAUUACACAGGAUACUUCAAAAAAAAAUGUUACACGAAGUCAUACACAACCGGAAAUAUGUUUUCGUACAAACAAUAUCAAUUUAAAUGUAAAUAUUUCAUUUGUAACAUUAAAAUUUUUUUUUACUAAUAAUUUUGCAAUAUUAGAGUAUUUCUGAGGAUCAAAGUAAGAAUACAAAUCUCGAAUCAUCUGUAAGUCACACUUCUCAAAAAGGAUCUACUCUUCAACGUCAAAAAACAUGGGAUAUCGAAACCGGAAGUUUAGAUGGAGAACCACGUCCAUCGCCACCAAAACUCACGA